Molecule: messenger RNA, 176 nt
Organism: Prorocentrum cordatum
Lineage: Eukaryota; Dinophyceae; Prorocentrales; Prorocentraceae
Source: the annotation of a GenBank genome assembly
GCAUCGCCCCCUCGGUGCGGACGUUCACGAGGCUGGCCAAGGGUUUCUGCUCGAUGGGCGAGAUGAAGAAGGCCGAGGGCGUGAUGAAGGAGAUGCGCACCAGCACAGGGUUGGUGCCGGACGAGAUAUUCUACAACACCAUCCUGGACGCUUAUGCGCAGCGUGGCGACCUCAAG